GUGAAAUGUAUUUGAGAAAAGACGACAUAGGAGGAAGAAAGCAGCCAAGGAAGGAAGAAGGAAGAAGUUAUUUCAGCACUAUUGAACUCUUACACGAUAAUGGAGCAGCAAACCAAAACGCUAACCAAAGCAUUAAUCAAGAACUCGAGCAACCCCAAGCUGGCAUGGCAACUCUUCAAACGCACUCUCUCUACUCCAAAUCCUCCCCUCUAUUCAAUCCCUCCCCUAACCCGUAUCCUCCUCCAUUCCCAAAUGCUUUCCGAAAUCCACACUCUUCACUCUUUCCUCCUUUCUCUAUCCCCUCAAAUCUCCCUUCCUUCUCAAUACACCCUCGUCAAGCUCGUAGCAACUUACGGAUAUAUUCACGAUGCCAUUUCUCUCUUCAAAUCUACUCGCUCUCACUUACCUCAUCAACAACCACCCCAUGUAUCACUCUACAAUUUGCUUAUGCACAAGUCUUUGAAAUUUGAUUGUCCGAAUUUCUUGUCUUGGUUGUAUAAAGAUAUGAUUUUUGCUUGCGUUUCGCCUGUUACUUAUACUUUUAACCUUCUCAUUGAAGGGUUGUGUAAUUCGAAUCGUUUGGGAGAUGCCCGCCACCUGUUUGAUGUUAUGCGCGACAAAGGGUGUCAGCCUAAUGAGUUUAGUUUUGGGAUUUUGAUUCGCGGUUAUUGUGAAUUUGGGCUUCCUUUAGAAGGUUUGAAACUUCUGGAUAUGAUGAAAAUGAUGGGCGUUUGUCCUAACGUGAUAAUAUACAAUACUUUGAUUGCCAGUUUCUGCAAGAAAGGUGAUGUUGAUGAGGCUGAGAGGUUGGUCGAGAGGAUGAGGGAGGAUGGGCUUGUUCCUGAUGUUGUUACCUUCAAUUCUAGAAUUUCAGCUCUUUGUAACUCAGGGAAGAUUCUUGAGGCUUCCAGAAUUUUCAGGGAUAUGCAAAUAGAUGAGGUAUUCGACUUGCCAAGGCCGAAUGUUGUAACUUUUAAUUUGAUGUUGCAGGGGUUUUGUGAGAGAGGGAUGCUUGAAGAUGCGAGGGCACUGGCUGAGUCUAUGAAGAAAGAUGGUAUUUUCUUCAAUGUGCAGAGCUACAAUAUCUGGUUGUGUGGGUUGGUGAAGAAUAAAAAGAUGUUGGAGGCUCAAUCAGUGCUGAAAGAGAUGUCGGAGAAUGGAGUAGCUCCCACAAUAUAUUCUUAUAACAUUGUGAUUGAUGGCCUCUGCAAAAAUGGGAUGCUUGGUGAUGCCAAAAUGCUGAUGAGCUUAAUGGUAAGUGAUGGUAAAUUUCCAGAUACAGUUACUUAUAGCACUCUACUCCAUGGCUACUGCAUGAAAAGUAAAGUGACUGAGGCAAAGAAUAUUCUGCAUGAGAUGAUGAAGAGAGGCUGCAUUCCAAAUACGUACACUUGUAAUACUCUGCUUCAUAGCAUGUGGAAAGAAGGGAAAAUAUCAGAGGCGCAGCAGUUACUGCAGAAGAUGAAUGAGAGAGGUUAUGGCCUGGAUAUCGUGAGUUGCAACAUAGUCAUUCAUGGUCUCUGCCGAACCGGAGAAGUGGACAAAGCUGUCGAGAUUGUGAGUCAAAUGUGGAGCCACGGAAGUGCUGCGCUUGGUGAUCUUGGAAAGUCGUUUAUGAGCUUGGUGAAUGAAGAUGAUCAUGGGAGGAAAUGCCUGCCCGACUUGAUCACCUAUUCAACCAUAAUUAGUAGUUUAUUCAGAGAAGGGAAGCUUGAUGAAGCUAAGAAGAAGUUUCUUGAGAUGAUGGGAAAGAAGUUGUACCCUGAUUCAAUUAUUUAUAAUACUAUUUUACAUCAUCUGUGUAAAAGAGGAAAGGUAUCAUCUGCAUUUCAGGUUCUAAAGGACAUGGAGAAGAAAGGUUGUAACAAGAGCUUACGAACUUAUAAUUCUUUGAUACUCGGAUUGGGGAACAAAAAUCAAAUAUUCGAAAUGUGUGGCCUGAUGGAUGAAAUGAGAGAAAAAGGGAUUUCUCCAAAUGUUUACACGUACAAUAUCAUGACUAGCUGUCUAUGCAAAUCUGGGAGAACUGAAGAAGCAAUUUCUCUUUUAAAUGAAAUGUUACAGAAAGGAAUAAUUCCUAAUCUGCAUAUCUUUGAGUUGCUUAUUACAUCAUAUUGCAGGAGUGGUGAGUUCAGACCUGCUCAGGAGGUAUUUGAUAUAGCCUUGAGCAUAUGUGGUCACAAGGAAGCACUCUACGCACUGAUGUUCAAUGAAUAUCUUGCUGGAGGUGAAAUCUUGGAAGCUAAGCAAUUACUGGAAACUGCAUUAGAUCAACGCUUUGAUCUAGGAAGCUUCCUUUACAAAGAUCUUAUUGACAAGCUGUCAAAGGAGGAGAAUUUAGAAGGUGCUCAUGAUAUUCUCACCAGGAUGAUGGACAUAGGAUAUGCGUUUAAUCCUGCAUCAUUCAUGCCAGUCAUUGACGGUUUACGUAAAUUGGGUAAUAAGCAGGAGGCAGAUGAACUAGCGGAGAGGAUGCUGGAGAUGGUUUCAGAAGGUAAGGUGGGUAACAAAGCUUACCAAAACUAUAGGGAGUUAAAUCGUGUGAAGCGAAGCAAAUAUGGUGGAGAUGGUUGGCAGGCAAUUGUGCACAGAGACGAUGGAAGUACAGCAGCCUUGAAAAAUUUGAAGCGGGUGCAGAAAGGAUGGGGUCAAGGAAGUGUAUCAAGUCUCCGAACUCCCAAAAAUGAAAUUCUGGAUGACUAGUAAUUAAGCUGCUAGUAAUUAAAUGUUCCUUUCUUCAUGGUCAAGGGUGGAGGUAGAAGGAGAGCUACGGGUUUGGCCAAACUCACUAGCUUUAGUACAAAUCCUGUAUUUGUGUGAAGGAAUUUACAUGUACAAAGAUUAAAUUCAGAACCCAGUUACUAAAGCAUGACGUCACUAUUCUAGAAUUUGAAACCCAUAAAGUUCAAAUCCUAGCUCUGCCUUUGUUCAUGGUCAUGGACUGCGAGUUUCGAGGGGAUUGGUAGCAAACCGUGGUUCCCUUGAAAACUUAAAAUGGAAAAUGCAGUCAGUUCAACGAAGCAUAUCUAGUUUCCAAGUCAUGAAAUGAUUAUUGGGGCUGACAAGGAUGCUGACCUCAUAAACGAAUGGAGCCCUGUGCCCAAUACAGAGAACGAAUCACUAUCUGCAGUUUAUACAGAUGAAGCUGCUGCAGUAUCGAAAACCCCAGUUCGGGUCUGUAAGGCCGAGCCCACAUAACCGCGGAACAUUGAUCUCCUGAUGACUGGAUCAACAUGUUUGUGCUGGUCCAUUGUAAGUUUUCAGUUA
Molecule: messenger RNA, 3267 nt
Organism: Nicotiana attenuata
Lineage: Eukaryota; Viridiplantae; Streptophyta; Magnoliopsida; Solanales; Solanaceae
Product: pentatricopeptide repeat-containing protein At2g17140
Exons: 3
Coding region: 100-2703 (867 amino acids)
Molecular function (GO): protein binding
Source: RefSeq, a predicted model, not a curated record